Molecule: messenger RNA, 972 nt
Organism: Plasmodium malariae
Lineage: Eukaryota; Apicomplexa; Aconoidasida; Haemosporida; Plasmodiidae
Product: PIR protein
Exons: 3
Coding region: 1-972 (323 amino acids)
Source: RefSeq, a predicted model, not a curated record
AUGGAUGAUGUAGGACUUACUCUUCCUUCUGCUCUUAAUUAUAAAAUUUUAGAUAACAAAACUGCUUAUUACUCCGAUGAUAAAUGUAAUACAUUAGUUGAUGUUUUAAGUGAAUACAAUGGUGUUUUUGACUUUUGUGAGAAAUUUAUAGGAAUCAUCGAGAAUUUUAAUAAACUGACAAUUUUUGGUCAAUUCGAAGAUGAUUCUUGCAUAACUGUAAAGUUCUGGGUAUACGAUCGUUUAUUUAAAUUACCUAUUAACAACACAAAUGUUAAUGAUAUCAAUAAGGUUAUACUUAAGCUAAAGGAAAACAUUGAUUUGGAUACAAUUAAAGAAUGUAAUAUAUUUAAUUUUACAUAUUCGAAGGAAGAUUUUUAUAUUAUGAAAAGUUUGUAUGAUUAUGCUACAAAUUAUAAUACAAUCAAGAAAUACCUUUAUGGUAAAAAUUAUAUAUGUAAGCAGAAUUUGAAAAAUUAUAUUGAUAAAAAUUAUGAAAUAUAUAUCAAUGUAAAAGAUAAGUGUAAUAGUAAUGAUACAAGAAAUGAUGAAUAUUGUACAGUAUAUGAUUAUAUUAAAAAGGUGUUUAUAAAUGAAAAUUCUUCUUUAUCGUGUAAAGUAAAACACUCAGAAGAUGACGUUAGUGAAAAAGAACAUGUAACACGAAGAGAUGAAGGAUUAUCCCCAACAUUAAGUAACUUAGGUAAACGUGAUGAAAAGAUAUCUGGAAUUAAUGCCAUAACAGAACAUGAGAAGAAUUCUGUUCCAUUUGCUAAAAUUAUUGUUGGAGUUGUUUUUCCACUUUUGGGAUUUUUUUUCAUCUUGUAUAAAUUUACUCCAUUUAAAUCAUGGUUAAAAACUAAUUUAUUGAAGAAAAAAAUAAUUAAGGAUUACGAAGAUGAAGAAUAUACACAAGAACCUUUGAAUGAAUAUUAUAGUACACGCAGACGUCAUGUACACUACCAUCCUUUAUGA